Messenger RNA from Thunnus maccoyii (southern bluefin tuna), 5649 nucleotides. RefSeq names its product mitoguardin 2 (gene miga2). Gene Ontology annotation, biological process: mitochondrial fusion. Lineage: Eukaryota; Metazoa; Chordata; Actinopteri; Scombriformes; Scombridae. The transcript is spliced from 16 exons. The record is from RefSeq and is a predicted model, not a curated record. Bases 271 to 2046 code for a protein of 591 amino acids.
GCGUCAGUAUUCCUGCGUUUCCAUGGCACCGCCCCCGAGCAAAGAACUAGUAUGCUGCUUUCACUGACUGUGACAGGGACGUCCUUCCCCCGACGCCUCGGGUAAUAAAACUACAGUCAAACACUGGACCAGCAAGUUAAGGAGUGGAUGACGACAGACGGUUCAUCAGCAAGUCCCAAGCUGGCUGAUCCCAGAGCAGAGAGGACACUGUGUUGAGGGUGAAUGUGAGGCUUUGGAGAGCUGUGGCCUGCAGGCAUUUCGAUUUCUGAGAUGUCAGUCAAACGAGCAGAAGGGAUGUCCAUCGCCCAGGCUCUGGCCAUGACUGUCGCGGAGAUACCAGUGUUUCUCUAUUCCACAUUUGGGCAGUCCAUAUUUUCUCAGCUAAAGCUCACCCCAAACUUGAAGAAAGUGCUGUUUGCCACAGCGCUGGGCAGCGUUGCGCUGGCUCUCACCGCUCAUCAGCUGAAAAGGCGGGGGAGGAAACGGAAGCAGACAACACAGGGGAAGGAGGGCCAGAAGACAGUGGGCAUACCUGAGGCGCUGAUAAAGACCGGAAGGCCCUCAUCAUUAAAGAGAGGUCCGUUUACUGGGCGGCAGAUGAUGAGUCCCAGCACUCGGAGUAAUGACACCAUGAGUGGAAUCUCUUCCCUGGCCCCUAGUAAACACUCAAGUUCCUCACACAGCCUGGCAUCUAUGCGGGUCCCAAGCUCCCCAAAUCAAUCUGUCAAUCCAUCAACCCCCUGGGAGGCAGAGCCAGUGGUGGAAGAGUCAGGGGCAAUAGAGGAUGCUAAUGCAGAGAAUCUUUAUUUAAUGGGGAUGGAGUUGUUCGAGGAAGCGCUACAAAAGUGGGAAAUGGCCCUGAACAUACGCCACCACACCCACUCGACCUCCAGCAACAACAGCCUCGCUCUGCAGGGGGCGGCGUGUGGAGACCUUCCCGUGGUUGAAGCUCGUAAUAAAGUGUUCGCUGACAAGUUAGAGACGCUACUGCACAGGGCUUACCACCUACAAGAAGAUUUUGGCAGCAGUAUCCCAACAGACAGCGUGCUGGCAGACUUUGAGAGUGAAGGAACUCUUAUCUUGCCUCAAGUGGAGAGUUUCCACCAACUGCGAGAUGAUGAUGCCACCACUGUUACCUCUGACGAUUCCUUCUUCUCAGCCGCAGAGCUGUUUGAUGCCAUGUCUAUAGAAGAUGUCUACCAGCCACUUAAGCCAGCAGCUCUCUAUGAAGAAGCCUUGUCUCUGGUCCGGGAGGGUAAAGUGUGCUAUAGGUCCCUGAGGACUGAAUUACUUGAAUGUUAUGGUGACCAAGACUUCCUUGCCAAGCUUCACUGUGUGAGACAAGCAUUCCAGGUCCUGUUAUCAGAUGAAACUCACCGCACAUUUUUCAUGGAGACCGGGAAGCAGAUGAUUGCAGGGUUGAUGGUGAAGGCAAACAAGGGUCCCAAAGGCUUCCUAGAGAGCUAUGAGGACAUGCUGCUUUACACUCAGAGAGAGGAAACGUGGCCUGUCACUAAGAUGGAGCUGGAGGGCCGAGGGGUGGUGUGUAUGAACUUUUUUGACAUAGUGUUGGACUUCAUCCUGAUGGACGCGUUUGAAGACCUGGAGAGCCCUCCCUCCUCUGUGGUAGCUGUGUUGAGGAACCGCUGGCUCUCUGACAGCUUUAAAGAGACGGCUCUUGCGACUGCUUGCUGGUCUGUCUUGAAAGCGAAAAGACGUCUUCUUAUGGUUCCUGAUGGUUUUAUCUCCCACUUCUAUGCCAUAUCAGAACAUGUGAGCCCAGUUUUAGCGUUUGGGUUUUUGGGACCCAGGCAGCACUUAACUGAAGUGUGCACCAUCUUCAAGCAACAAAUCGUGCAGUACCUUAAGGAUAUGUUCGACCACGACAAGGUCCGCUUCACCUCAGCUCAGUGCUUGGCUGAGGACCUCCUGAACCUUUCCCACCGCCGGAGUGAGAUUUUACUGGGUUAUCUGGGUAUCGAUUGCCUUCUGGAGCUCAACGGUGCCCUGCCCAAAGACACAGAGGGCUCAUCGGGGCCCAACUGAGACGACGAGGGUCACUACGGGCUUCGUCGGGCUUGUACAGACCGAAUGCAGUAGGCUGACCAGUAGGCAACGGCGACACCUCACGGCUCUGUAGCUACGUUGAGACUGGAUUGAAUCAUACUCCUGUGAUACACUGACAACCAGCAUUAUUUUUUCAUUCAUCUGUGCUCAUCAACUGUUUUCAUCAGACCUACAGUAUCACCGGUCCGUCUUGUUAACGAGGGAGACCGUCUGGAUUAUAAGAUUCAAUCUCUCCCUCGUUAUCUGCUGCUGCGUAUCAAGAAUGCCUACUGUAGUGAUCUCAGAUGUGUGAGGACUUGCCUCUGCCUUGCUGGGUGAAAUGGAUACUUCUCAAUAUAAACACACCUGACGGAAGCGCUCCCAACACAUGAAGACCGGGCCUUCGACGCUAUUACUAGAACCAGUGGCUGCAUCGUAACCUCCUGUUCAUCACCUGUGGCAUCGAGCGGGACAUCGUAGUCUUCAUUAUUAUUAUGUGAAAAGAAAUGGAGUGAAAGUCUGUCGAUAUUGUGGCAUUUGUAUGUUUUAUAUAUUAAAGGGGGAAGGAUACUUGUUCAAAUCACGAUAAUUUCCCGACAGCCUCGGCCAACCGAAGACUUGCGCCGCGUGAUGAAGGACGUAACGGAUUUGUCUCCUCGCUGAUUGUACUUAAAUCCUCUUUAAUCUGAAGUAUUUAUCCCAAUUUGGUUUAGUCAUGUGACAAAUCCAAGAGACUGUGUCGACUGCAAACAGACAUCUUGUAAUAUUAGUGUAGGGUGCUAACAUGUUACUCAUAUAGAAGAUGAAUUAUCCCAAAACUGCAGUAUAUUCAGACCCCAGACGACAAUUUCCUCACAUAUAUCCUUCUCAUUUGAAGCAGAUGUAAAGAUGCAAAUUGUUAAGUUUUGUAAUGUUUUACUUCCUCUGAAUCACGGUGAUCCCUCUCGAUUUUUAUUUGGCAACGGAUGACAUGAAUAUUAUUAUUUUAAAUAACACAGAGGCACAAAAAUAUCUUUUCCCACUGCAAAUAACACAAUACCAGGUGUGGAAAACAUCUGUCUCAAUACUGAUUAUUGCCAGUUUUGAAGGUGCAACAGUAACAAUAUCUUGAACAGUGAAACACAUCACUGCUCUCAGGGAGUAAUAAGUAACAGUACAACUUGAAAUAAAUAUUAGGUAAUGCAUUACGUUUUGACUAAUAUGCCAGAUUAUUUUUUUUGAAAUUCUUUGAGUUAAUUUAUGAAUCUGUUUAGCCACUCGAAUUGCUUCCAAAUAUUUGUGGCUAAGAUGUACAACUUGCUAAAUUGAAUGAACUGAAUAAAUAUUUUAUAAAAUAGAAACUGUUUUAGGGAAAAUGUAAUAUUAAGAACAAUAGUAGAUAUGAAGUACAGAUAUCUAAUCUGAAAGGUCACUCUGUAGAUGUAAAUAGGACGAGUGGAUUACACAAAAAAAAUCAGCUGCUUUCACCCAAAAAGGCCUUUUUCACAGCAAGCAGUUUGACUUCUCAUAGUGGAGAAAAGCACAGUUGUUACAAAUCAGCUUAACGAUGAAACUGUCAUCAUUUCAUAAGUAACACCUGUGCUUUUCUUACUGUGAAACGCCAAAGAGUCUUGAGUGGAAAAAGUCAGAUGUUCAUGGUCGUAACAAAGUGCACACAACCAAAAAAACAACAAAAAAACACUUCAUCACUAUAAACUGUGUGUCACUAAAACGACCCUCCUGCUAUUAUCCUUGCACAUUUUAAAAUUGACCUCUAAAUGAUAAAGUGCCAUGUGGUAGUCUUAGCGAGGAUAUUGUUACUUUGUUUGUUUGUUUGUUUGUUUUUUUUUACAGUAUAAAGACCUGUAAUGAUGGACCAGGCAUUUUACAGUCAGACUGUAACCUACAUAAGUGCACUGAUAACCCCUGAGAUAGUUGUCUUUGUCAACAGAGACACUGAAGGGGCACGAAAAUGCCAAGCUGGGAGGAUCCUCCACUACUGUAAAAGCAGAUUUGUGUUGAGAAACUGUCAAAUACUGAAUUAUCUUGAUGAAAAGAUGAUUUAUUAUUAUUAACUACAGUGUGUGUGUAGUAUCCUUGCAGUGUGCAUGAGUGAGAGAAGGGAAGACAUUGCCGUCAAAUCACUUUGUGUUUCAUAGUUUUUGGGUUAUUUUAAUGUCAGUAGUUAAUCAUUAGAAGACAUUAGCGGUUUGUUAUUCAUAAUCAUUUAAGUGUGUGUUUUGUGGUCUUGAUAAUCCAAAUCUUGCUCUUGUUGCAAUUCACCUCUGAAAUUCAGAGCUCAGAAAUGUUUUUUUUUUCUUUCUUUCUUUUUGGCUCUUUUGUGUCGCAUUAGCAUCGUGUCGUCUUGAAACUGUAACAGCUGUGUCGAGAGUCAGCAUCGUAGGAUUGUUUCUGUCACACGUGAACCAGAAAUUGCGACUGUAAAUAGAAGCUUUACAGUAAAAAACAUCAUUUAGUUCCUUGUUUUGGUACGCGGCAGAUUUAUGUGCAGCUUUGUGUUUUUUAAGCAUUUUGCACUUUAUCAAAAAAAAACAACAAAAACAAAACAGAAAGAUACAAGAAUGUCCCACAACCCUUUUUUUUUUUUGAGUUUGAGAGUUUUGAAGUAUUUAUCGCAUCAUAGAAGAGACGUAUUAUAAAUAACAUAGAACGUAAAUGCUGUACAUUAGAGAAAUUAUCUUUAUCCCAGAAAACUAUAUUAUGAAAAUAGUUUAUUCCGGUUACUAUCACAAGUUUUUGUUUUCAUCUCCAUCUUUGAAAUGUCCAAAUUUUAACUUUUAAGAGCUUUUGAUUGCGUGUGGUCCAAUCCUUGAUGAGCUGCCCCUGUUUUAGUCUUGUUAUUGUAGAGUAGCAAGUAUAUUUGCGACAGUAUGUAUCAUGCAGGUAAAAUACAAUUGCGGAAAUAUGCUAAUGUUUAAGUCUUGUUUUCACAGAUUGGUCUGCUUUUUUUUCUGUGUACAGUGUCCCGAGAGCAGCUGAUCAGACGUAUUCCUUCGACAGCUUUUGCAUGUCAACAUCGUAGAUUCUCUGAAACGCAUCAAUCAAUGUAAACCUGCAACAUAAAGACCCCGGCUCAGCCCUAGUCGUUAGUCGUUUAGAAAAUCCAAAUUAGAAAUGUGCUAAAGAAAACAUUUAGGAACUUAUUGUAAUCAUUUUGAUUCUCGAAAUUCAGGCAUCGACUCUCCAACUUCGUGAACAUUCAGUAGAUUUUCAGAGAGGUUUCCAAACGGCCAAAAUGUGGAAAGAAAGAUGAUUUUCUUUUUUUGAAAGUCACUGCUGUACAUUACAAGUGUCCUAUUCAUGCCUUUUGUCUUUUCUAUUGUUAAAUUACAAUGCCAGCACAAACUGUAAAUUGAUUUUGAUUCUCCAUAUUAAAUGUUAUUUUUUUUUUGUUAUUAAACAACAUGUUUAUUACGCCUUUUUCCCAACUGACGAUGGCUCGUUGUAUUUCAUGUCCCACCGGGAAUCAAACUUUCCUAACACACAGAAUGAUUUUGUUACUGUUGUAAAGAGGAAUAUUCUUAAAAACACACACUAAAAAUCAUUUACUGAAUUGAACAGAGCAGUCUGUCCUUAAAAAUGAAUAUAAACAAAUGAGUAAAA